Molecule: messenger RNA, 1571 nt
Organism: Dissoconium aciculare CBS 342.82
Lineage: Eukaryota; Fungi; Ascomycota; Dothideomycetes; Mycosphaerellales; Dissoconiaceae
Exons: 3
Coding region: 114-1355 (413 amino acids)
Cellular component (GO): cellular bud neck; plasma membrane
Source: RefSeq, a predicted model, not a curated record
UGCACACUUUGCCUAUCCAUCAGUCUGUCGUUUGCGACAUUCCGACCGCAGUGGAAGCCAGCCGGGGUUUGCGCCAGCGAACACAUUGGUCGCGUGCGCGAUCCUCAGGGCCUAUGGCUACCACAUCAAUACGGCAGCGCGACGUAGGCUCUAGCAUCUCCGAUGUGAAGACAACAUAUUCAUCAUGGGAUACUUGCAUGGAAAAGAGUUACUGUAAAUGGCCCGCGAUCAUAGGCAUUGUCGUGGCGUCGCUGAUCGUCAUCUCGCUUCUCACCUGUCUUUUCCGAUGCCUAUGCUGUGGAGUCGAAUGUUGCUGCGCUUGCUUCAAAUGCUGCAAUGCAUGCUGUCCAUCACCACGUCGACGAGGAGGUCGUGAAGGAUAUCAGCAAACGCCAGCUCCGCUGCCCCCCGCGCAACCUUUCCCGACACGAGAUCAAUACGUGCAAAAGCUAUCGAUGCAAUAUGGCUCCGGCGCACCGGCAGUGGCGCGGACGGCUACAUUCGACACACCCAGUCGUGCCCGCACGACCGUCAGCACGACGUCCCAUAAUGAUGACGCUCUUCCCGCCAUGCCGAGCUGGGAUGCAGCGCGCGAGAAGCGCAUCGAAGCAUCCGCUGAAGAGCACCCGGAGGAGAUGGAAAUGACCCGGCUCAAGAGUCCUCGAGUUCAAAGUCCUUCGACACAGCAAUCGCAGACACUGCCGCGCCGAGAGAACGCGAGUCCUUAUGGCGAGAAUUUCAACCAUCCCGCGCCUGCCGCGUAUCCGGUUCGUCGGCAGGGUGAUGACAAUUUUGCCAACCACCGAACACCGAUAUCGCCAGUCGCUUCUCCACAUCAAGAUCUUGCGUCCUCUGGUGAUGUCGGUACUCUUUCCGCCGCGCCAUACCACGAAUACAGCCGAGGUGGUCAAUUUGCGCCCAGCCCGUAUAGCAGUCAGCGAACGACAGAUAAUCCGCCACCCAUGUAUGCAGCACACAACCCGACAAAUGUAGCAGUUGCAAUGCCUUACAGCAGUACGGACUCAAGGGUCGAACCAGCACAGUAUGGACACGAUGGCAGGCAGCAACAACGGAAUCAAUACCAGCAGGAUGGAUACGGUAGCAGAGCACAACAGCCUCAGUAUGGACAGGGUGGAUACAAUAGUGGGCCACGGCAGCCUCAAUCUCCGCAAGACGAAUAUGGCAGUGGACCACAACAGCCUCAAUAUGGGCAGGGUAGUUACGGCAGCAGACCACAACAGCCUCAACCUCAGCAGGGAGGGUAUGACGGCAGACCACAGCAGCCUCGACCUCAGCAGGGUGGAUACGAUAGCCGACCCCAGCAGCCUCAACCUCAGCAGAGGUGGAUACGAUAGCAGACCACAAGAGCGUCAGUAUCAGCAGGGGGAAUACGAUAACAGACAACAGCAUGAGUACCAGCAGGAUGGUUAUGAAACUAGCAUACCACCAUCACUUCGAAACCGAGCUGUAAGCCCUACAGCGAGCGCUGCUCCUCAGCCGCAGUACCCAGGCCAGCGGACGAUGCAGUGAAGCCUGCGCGAUGUUUGACGAUGACGAUGUACAACCAGUUU